Cynara cardunculus var. scolymus (artichoke) is the source of this 2039-nucleotide messenger RNA. Its product is annotated as organic cation/carnitine transporter 7. The record is from RefSeq and is a predicted model, not a curated record. Gene Ontology annotation, biological process: transmembrane transport. The coding region runs from base 263 to 1816 and encodes 517 amino acids. Gene Ontology annotation, molecular function: transmembrane transporter activity. Lineage: Eukaryota; Viridiplantae; Streptophyta; Magnoliopsida; Asterales; Asteraceae. The transcript is spliced from 7 exons. Gene Ontology annotation, cellular component: membrane.
UUUUGACAAACGCAUGGAGACUCGUCAAAGUCAAUAGAGAUAAAAAAUCAAUCUACAUUUUCUCCUGCUCCUUCGUUGAUAUCAUUCGCUACUUUUCUGCUCUCAAGUUCAAUGGCUCCACUAGAAUUCUGCAACAUCUCGAUAUUUCAAGCAUGCAGUGAAGUCUUGUGAUUCUCCAUCCUGAUUCCGGGAUGCCCCUAAUAGGGCCAGGGCUCACCAAGUUUCCCACGCCUUUGGAUAAAAAGUACAUCCAGUCUCCACUAUGAGAAAGAAUGUCAGUUCCUCUUCCAGUCUAAUCCAAAAAAGGACCACAGAUACAAAAAUGAUGGAAGAUGAGACCCGAACCUACACUGUAGAUGAUGCACUUGCAGCUGUUGGCUUUGGGAAAUUCCAAAUUCUUGUCCUUGCCUAUGCAGGAAUGGGUUGGAUUUCAGAAGCCAUGGAGAUGAUGCUUCUUUCUUUUGUCGGACCUGCACUUCAGUCUGCAUGGAAUCUUUCCUCUCGUGAAGAGAGCAUGAUAACUAGUGUGGUAUUUGCUGGCAUGUUGGUUGGAGCAUAUUCAUGGGGUGUUGUUUCAGAUAAGUAUGGAAGGAGGAAUGGAUUCCUUAUUACUGCAAUGGUUACUUCUGUGGCGGGUUUUCUUAGUGCUUUAGCUCCUAACUACACUUUCCUGAUUAUUCUUCGUUGUCUCGUUGGUGUUGGUCUGGGAGGCGGGCCUGUACUCUCUUCUUGGUUUUUAGAGUUUAUUCCUGCUCCAAGCAGAGGCACCUGGAUGGUUGUGUUUUCAGCCUUUUGGACUGUUGGCACCAUUUUUGAGGCUUCUGUUGCAUGGUUUGUGAUGCCAACCUUGGGAUGGAGAUGGUUACUUGCAUUCUCAUCUCUUCCUUCAUCACUGCUGCUUGUGUUCUACCGGGUUGUCCCUGAAUCUCCGAGAUAUUUGUGCUUGAAAGGGAGAACGAGUGAAGCACUUAGAAUACUCGAGAGAGUUGCCAAGACUAAUGGGCAGCCACUUCCUCCUGGCAUUCUCGUUUCUGAUCACGAGAUUGAGUUACAUGGCAAGCCCACUGAACCAGAAGGUGCACACCUACUCUCCCAGACUAAGUUUGAUGAUGAAAAACCUGAAAUCAUCGACCAUAGUAAAAGAAACGUCUCAACAAUGUCUCUGCUCUUUUCACCUGAACUAAUAAAGCCAACACUACUUUUAUGGGUUGUUUUCUUUGGGAACGCUUUCUCGUAUUAUGGCCUAGUUCUCCUUACUACUGAGUUGCACAAUGGGAGUAACACUUGUGUACGGACGGGAUCACAAGCUACACAUUCCGAGGAGGUUAGCUAUAAAGACGUUUUCAUUACUAGUUUCGCAGAGUUCCCGGGACUUCUUAUAUCGGCUUUUACCAUCGAUAAGCUUGGUCGUAAGGGCUCGAUGUCUACAAUGUUCUUUCUCUGUUGCCUUUUCUUGCUCCCAUUGGUAUUCCAUCAACCUCAGGCCGUAACAACUGGUCUUCUAUUUAUGGCUCGAAUAUGCAUCACCACAACCUUCACGGUCGUCUACAUAUAUGCUCCAGAGAUAUACCCAACAUCAGUGAGAACAACCGGUGUUGGCGUCGGCAGCUCGGUGGGACGAAUUGGCGGAAUGGUAUGUCCGCUGGUGGCAGUUGGUUUGAUUCAUGGAUGUCAUCAAACCGCAGCCAUCCUCCUGUUCGAGUUUGUUAUUUUUGCUUCAGGCGUAUGUGUACUGCUUUUCCCAUUCGAAACAAGUGGUCGUGAGCUCACCGAUUCUACUGCUCCCGAGAAGGCGAUUACGUCCGAAGCAGCUUAAAAAUUCCCAAUCGACCCCUGUGAAGCUUUGGUAGUAGAUUGUUGUCUUGUAGAACCAAUGUCUUUGGAAAGGAAUGGUAGGAAAAAACACACACACACAUACCCCUCUUGGGAUACAUCAAUUUCAUAAUCUCAUAUUGUAAUAUGUUCAACAAAGACUAAGUUUGUAAAAUUACCUUUAUUUUUUUGCUAAUAUGUAUAAUUAACAUGUAAAAUUACCUUUA